Chaetura pelagica (chimney swift) is the source of this 762-nucleotide messenger RNA. It is a transcript of the gene THBD, whose product is annotated as thrombomodulin. The annotation marks the transcript as partial. The record is from RefSeq and is a predicted model, not a curated record. Gene Ontology annotation, cellular component: membrane. Gene Ontology annotation, molecular function: transmembrane signaling receptor activity; calcium ion binding. NCBI's taxonomy places the organism in Eukaryota, Metazoa, Chordata, Aves, Apodiformes, Apodidae. The transcript has a single exon.
AUCGACGACUGCGCCACGGUGCCCAGGCUGUGCGAGCAGGUCUGCAUCAACACCUUGGGCGGCUUCCUGUGCAGCUGCUACCCCGGCUACGAGAUGGUGAAAGAGCGCUGCCAGCCCAAAUCCCGCUGCCGAGAGGCACCCUGCGAGCACCAGUGCGACGACGUGCCUGAGGGGGACGGGUACCGCUGCAGCUGCUCCGCGGGGUACGCGGUGGACCCGGGGGACCCCACCCGGUGCUUCCGGCACUGCAACGUCAGCCAGUGCCCAGCCGAGUGCGACAACCACGGCGAGUCCUGUGAGUGCCCCGACGGCUUCGUGCUGGACGAGGACGACGAGGGCCAGAAUAUCUGCGUGGACUUUGAUGAGUGUAGCAUGAACUACUGCUCACACAACUGCACCAACCUCCCGGGUGGCUACCAGUGCCACUGCCAGGACGGCUACCGGCUCUUUGACCAGACCGAAUGCGAAAAAAUCCUGCCUGGGGACGAGGAGGAAGCGUACUCGGGGGAUUUUGGGCCCCAGACCCCCAUCCCCAGCCGGACUCCACCCAAGGUAGGGCAUCUCCAUCCCGGCGUGCUGGUGGGCAUUGCUGUGGGUGCCCUCUCCGCCACUCUGGCCCUGUUGGCCCUGGGCUACCACCUGGUCAAGAAGCGCUGCAGACCUGCUGCCUCCAUGGAUUACAAGUGCAGUGGCCCCCACGAGAAGGAGAUGGGACUUCAGCCAGUUGCCUCCAGCUGUGCCACCUCUGUCCAGAAACUGUAG